Molecule: messenger RNA, 859 nt
Organism: Abrus precatorius (Indian licorice)
Lineage: Eukaryota; Viridiplantae; Streptophyta; Magnoliopsida; Fabales; Fabaceae
Exons: 5
Source: RefSeq, a predicted model, not a curated record
AGGAACAAAGGAAACUUAAACUGGAAAGUGGAAAGAGUAGAUUCCUUCUCCUUUAUUGUUUUGGAUAAUAUGCAAUACCUGCUUGCAUCUUCCUUUUCCUUUAUUCAGGGUUAUACUUAUUCUCUCCAUGGAAUACGUAAACUGGGUCUGCUUAAGCCUCGCUGUGCUCAGAGACAGCAGAGCCAAACAACCCCCAUAACUUCAUGCCCUUUGGUUUCACUUACACUUUUUGGCAAUGGCUUCUAAUUGGGUCCCCUUCUCGAUGGACUCCAUUCAAGGGUCAAUCUCGUCGUGUACAAAUCAGACUCCAUCGAUAUAGGCCCACUCCACACAAAUAUCUGGGUUCCUUUCUUGCUGGGGUUGUUCUAUUCCUCUGUUGGUAUGCUUCAACUCUACCUAGACGAGAGCGUCUUCAAAAAGGUUCGAGAGGGAAGUUUAGUAAAAACAAUUUUCUCGCUGAUAUUGUUGGUGCUGUUUAUAGAAUUGAGUGCCGAACUUUAUAAAGCUGGUAUAGCAGACAACAUUGAGGCCUACAUAUUAUUUGCUGCAGCAGAGUUUAUAUGGUUUUUAUUGGAUAGGACAUGGUCAGGGUUCACCUUGGCAUGCAUUGUUGGGCUUUGUUGCCCAUUGGCUGAGAUACCCAUAAUGAAGUUCUUCAACCUUUGGUACUAUCCUCAAGCGAACGUUGAAAUCUUUGGCCAGGGACUGGUUACUUGGACACUCACUUGCUACUUCGUGUACACGCCAUUCUUAAUCAAUUUGUCACGGUGGUGGAGAGCAGUUUAUGCUGCUCAAACAGACGAGUCUGCCUAAAACAUUGUUCAGCUGUGCUGUUUAUUCCAUUAUAAUUAAUAGCACU